AGAUUAGAAAAGACAAGCUCUGGGAGUGGGGUCGGGCCUUGGGGCACCAGCCGGGUUCGGGUGCUCGCGGACUGGGGGCGACACUGGCCUUUCCUGUCACAACUCAAAAGGCUUUUCACGGCCUCUCGGUGUCAACCGACAGCAUUGCACUCCCGAGGCCGAGGCGGCCGUGGCGCGGGUCCUGGCGCCCGGGCGGCGGGGGGAGUCCCCCGGGCCCCCCGUCGGGUCUCGCGGCCCCGCGGCGGCGCAGGUGGGGACCCCUCCCAGGCGGCGGGGCCGGUGGCCGGGAAGGAGGGGCUGGGCCGCAGCGCCCGCCCCCCGCUCCAUCACAUGGCCGCGGAGCCACAAAAACAACCGCCUUGGCCCAGCCCCAGACUCCAGCCCAGGGAGCCCGGGCCCGCGCGGCCGCCCCCUCCCCAUGGAGGACGGUCUGCUCCGCUCCUUCGGGAGGCUGAGCCUCGGGCCGCCGCCGCCGCCGCCGCCCCAGGCGCCGCCACCUCCCGCGCGCGGGCCUCCCGCACGCCGCCACGGCUGCAGGAAGCGCCUCUACCUCCUGCGCGGCCUCCCGGGCUCGGGGAAGACCACGCUGGCCAGACAGUUGCAACAUGACUUCCCCCGGGCGCUGGUUUUCAGCACGGAUGACUUUUUCUUCCGGGAGGAUGGCACCUAUGAGUUCAAUCCCGACUUCCUGGAGGAGGCGCACGACUGGAAUCAGAAAAGAGCGCGGCGCGCCAUGCGGGGGGGCGCGAGCCCCAUCAUCAUCGACAACACCAACCUGCACGCCUGGGAGAUGCAGCCCUACGCGGCCAUGGCACUUGAAAAUAACUAUGAAGUUAUAUUCCGAGAACCUGACACUCGCUGGAAAUUCAACGUUCAAGAGUUAGCAAGGUACUUCUUUGUUUUUCUAGUUUCUCAUUAUGUAUCCUGCUAUUUUCAGGUAUUUCAGACCGAACAAAAGAAUCUUUUCAGGCUGGAAAUGGACAUGGUAGUUUUCAGGCCAGAAAUGAAGAAAUAUUCACGGAGUCUCCCGGGAAAAGAUCCACCGAAUGAAAGAGCGGUACGAGCACAACGUGACCUUCCAGAGCGUGCUGCGCGCCCAGAGGCCGAGCCGCGGGAGCCGCAGCCAGGAGCGCGCACGGCCCGCCCGGGGGCCCCUGUGACCCGGGAGGCGUCACCCGGCUGCUGCGCCUGCCCUUGCGGCGUCAGUUUUCCUAAGUCGGGUUUUAUGUAAAGUUUUGGUAUUUAUUCUUCGUUCAGUUUUAGCCCGAGCUCUAAUUGCGGUGUAAGUCGCCGAGCCCCGCGGGUCCUCAGCGGUCCUCCUCCUCUUCAUCGGCGCCGGCAGCACCUGUCGGAGGGCUCCGUUCUGCACGGUCCAUGCUGGGAGUUCUGCAGAGCUGAUACAACAAAGUCCGUUUCUGUAGGGAGGAGAUUAAUUUGAAAUGGAACCCUCAGAACAUACCCAGGAACACAGUCAAUUAGUCACAUAGGCCCCUAAAGGAAAUGAAGUGUUUAGAUUAUGUAUGAACUUCAGUACCACUUGCGCUGAAGUCAUGUUGUUUUUGUUUUUGUUUUGUUUUUUUCAGGAAAUCCAUCCCCUUCAGGAAAGUUGGAAAGGUAGUGGAGUGGUGGUGGGCGGGGAAGGUUUAGUUCCAUUGCUGCUUUGAUAUCUACGACGCCAAAAGCGUGAGAUGUGUGACUCUAAUGAUGAUAUUGAGUUUAAAACCAAUAUGCCAGAAAAUAUACAUCUAAGUGAAUAGUCUUUCCAAGUAGACUCUGGGAAGUUAUUCCUUUAUUUUAAUGAUGUUAUCGGUUUAAAAUGUCUGGCAAAACCUUCUUAAUAGCUAUAGAAGCUACCGAGGAAAAUCAGUCUCCUUAUCUGAAGUCACACCUUGUAUUUUAACUUCCACUUUAUUCAAGAGGCUUCAACCUGAGUAACUUUCGGCUUUUGCUCAAGUAGUGUAAAUAAAACAAGCCUGCCUUCAUAAAGCACUAUUUUUUUAAAAGGAAUAAUUAAGGGAUUUAAAAAAUUAUGUCUAUAAAUGUGUGUAGUUAGUUGGCAGCCUCAAUAUUUGGGACUGCAAGGCUGUAAGGAUCCCACAACAUGUCAGACAGAGAAGGAUCCGUGAAAAGCCGUGCUCACCCACAGAUGGUCGAUCAGUCUUGGUGUUUUACAUCUCAUUAUUCACUACAAAGUUCCACCAUAAUUCUGGAGUGUCCCUUAUACCAAUAGCGAAUUAAUGAAUCCAAAUCAAAUUCCAGCAGGUUGCAAUCAGAUUAAUUUGGUGUGACACGACAGACAAGACCAUGUGGUACUGGGCUUUAGUUCCUGAUGGCCAACAGCUUUCUAAAGUUCCGUGAAGUAUUAUUUUAAGUGUCUCAUAUAAUGGUGCUUUGUUAGUUAUUGAAAAUUAUAUAUGGUAUUGCAUUUCUACAGAUUUGCUACUGAAUCUAAGCUUUUUAAAAUUCCAAAAAUAUAAAAAUUUACCUAAAUCUCAAAGAAUAUAGAAAAGUUUUCUAUAUCAAAAACUUAUUGACCCUCUACUUUAUAAAUAGGAGGCUCAAAAAUAAACUGAUGAAAGCAACGUUAUAUUUUACUUGCUUAUAUAAAUGAUUUGACUGUGCACCUCAGACUUUUACUUAACAUUCCAUUGUCUGACAAUAUUGUACUCUACCGGGCGUCUCAGUGGCUGCCAGCAACGCAAGCCGUGAUGCUCUUCCUGAACACUAUGUCACCUGGUACCUCCUCUGAGUAACAGUUUGGCUGAGAAAAUGAAAAUACAGUAAAUUUGAAUCACCCUAAGGUGUUACUCUGGUUUCCACUAAACUGUUGGUGCCAAGCACAGUUGUGCCCUCCUCGGUUGGCUCCUCCGGCUUGGCCCGGUCACCGCAGGCCUCCUGCCGGCAGGGUCACUGUGGAGCCAGCUCGGUAUGGACCGGGGCCAGUCGAGGUCAGGAGGGAAGUGUCAGAGCCCCGAGGGGCGGGCCCAGCCUCCUGGCCCGUGUGGCUCUGCGCGCGCUGGGUCACCUCCGCUGAGGGAGGCCCGCUCCUGGAGCAGGGCUCUGGAAUGUCACAGAGCUCGGAAUGAGAGUUUCCCAGGCUAUUGAUCUGCCUUGUCUUUUCCUAGAAGACCGGCUUGGAAGCAUAAGAAUAAUUGAUUAAAUGCUGCCAACUUUAUCCCAGCGAGAAGUGAUUUAUUUGUCCUCUUGAAUCCCAUGGCUCCUGAUUCAUACAUUUUUUUGAACACCCAACAUUGACUUGAACUGUUUCAUGUAUUAUUGAUGUUUGCAUCAUUCACAGAGCUGGCAUAUUGCUGUGUACAUUCAACAGGCUCUCAUUAAGUGAUUACUGAAUAAAUAAAUUGUUUUUACCAUUUA
Choloepus didactylus (southern two-toed sloth) is the source of this 3375-nucleotide messenger RNA. RefSeq names its product NEDD4 binding protein 2 like 1 (gene N4BP2L1). The transcript is spliced from 5 exons. Lineage: Eukaryota; Metazoa; Chordata; Mammalia; Pilosa; Megalonychidae. The coding region runs from base 419 to 1231 and encodes 270 amino acids. The record is from RefSeq and is a predicted model, not a curated record.